Messenger RNA from Chrysochloris asiatica (Cape golden mole), 375 nucleotides. RefSeq names its product lymphocyte antigen 6 complex, locus G6C (gene LY6G6C). Bases 1 to 375 code for a protein of 124 amino acids. Gene Ontology annotation, cellular component: protein-containing complex; external side of plasma membrane. The transcript is spliced from 3 exons. Lineage: Eukaryota; Metazoa; Chordata; Mammalia; Afrosoricida; Chrysochloridae. The record is from RefSeq and is a predicted model, not a curated record.
AUGAAAGGCCUUCUGCUGCUUGCCCUGUCUUCUCUGUUCUGCUGGGUCUCAGCUGACAUUCGCUGUCACUCCUGCUAUAAGGUCCCCGUGCUUGGCUGUGUGGACCGGCAGUCCUGCCUCCUGGAGCCAAACCAACAAUGCCUGACAACGAAUGUGUACCUCGGUAAGAUGUGGGUUUUUUCCAAUCUGCGCUGUGGCACACAGGAAGAGCCCUGUAUUGAAGCCUACAACCAAACUAGCCACAGACUGGGCCUCACCUAUAACACCACCUGCUGCAGGAAGGACAACUGCAACAGCCCAGCCCCCCGGCCCACCCCCGUCCUGGCCCUUCUUCUUACCUCCCUGGCUGGCCUUGGCCUCUGGCUACUGCACUGA